Messenger RNA from Hydra vulgaris (swiftwater hydra), 3496 nucleotides. The record is from RefSeq and is a predicted model, not a curated record. NCBI's taxonomy places the organism in Eukaryota, Metazoa, Cnidaria, Hydrozoa, Anthoathecata, Hydridae.
AAUGGAGUCUCUUGUAAGUGAAAGAUUACAAAAUAUACCUCAACAAAUGUGUCGAACAACUUGCUUGCUUGAGUCGAACAACUUGCUAUGACUAUUAAUUAUGCUGAUCAAUGCGAAGGUAAAGAUUUUCGAAAUUUUCAUAAUUUGUUUGGUACAGAUAUUGAAAUAUUUGCUAGUAAUAUUGAUCCAACAGAAAGUAAUACUGCUAGCAACAUGAUCAAGUUUAGUCAAAUUUCAAAGUUUGAAUGGGAAGAAAAAUAUUAUAAUGGAAACUUGGUGUCAUGCAACAAUAAAUACAUUGCAUAUGUUUUACCUUCUAAAAAAAAUGACGAUCAUGUUCGUGUUAUUAAUCUUGUCACAUCCAUGCGUGUAUUACUUCGUGGUUUUACAAUGAAAGUGAUAGAUUUAUGCUUUGAAUCCUUGACUUCGAAUCUUCUUGCCUGUGUAGAUCAAGAAGGGACACUUUUUAUAUUUGAAAUUCUAGAAGAAGAUGGGACUGUCAAAUCAAAAAAUAUUCUGACUCUUUUCCAAGAUCAAAUUAUUAACUCUGAUAUGUAUCGUGUUGUUUGGUCUCCAAAAGUACUAUCUUCUUUAGAUAGUGGUGAAACAAUAUUAGCCUUCUCUUCAAAUACACAGGCAUAUGUCUAUGACUUGAAAAGAAUUAAAAGUGCUUACCCAGAUAAUUUGCCUGUUAGACUAAGUGAAAUAAAACAUGGCGUCAUUUGUGUUAAUAACUGUCAUUCUAAGCCAAUUACAAGUAUAGCUGUUUCACCUGAUGUGCGAGUUUUAGCUACAUGCAGUUUAGAUGGAGAGGUAAAAUUUUGGUCCUUGGACUUUAAUGAAUCUGAUUCAGUGAGUUGUCUGCAUGAAUGGGAACCUCAUAAUGGUGAUCCUGUAACAUGUCUGUUUUUCUGCGAUAAUUUGAUGUCAACAGAUGAUUCGGCUCCGUUCUGGCGUUAUUUAAUUACAGGCACAGCAAAUAAUUCUGUUCUUAAACUUUGGUGUGCUGUUAAAUGGGUCUGCAUUCAAACUCUAACCUUCAAGUCCAGCCCAAUAUUUCCAAGCUACUUACCAUGUAUGAAAGUUAUGUUGGAUAUUAGUGCAAAGUAUUUGAUUGUUUCAGAUAUUUAUAAAAAGGUUGUAUAUAUAUGUCAGCUUUAUGAAGAUAAGGAGAAAGAUUCUAUGAUAUUUGUUUCCAUCUCAGAAUUUAUACUAAAAGAACCACAAUUAUGUUUUUCUAUACAUUCUACUAAAGUUAAAAAGAAGAGUUUUGCCACUUUUGGUGAUACCACAGAAGAGUUAAAUGGUGAAGCAGAAGAUGAACUGAUAUGUGAUAUAGACGAUGGGAAAUCUCAUUCAUGUAUUGUUCAUAUUUACUCAAUACAAAGAAGUGCUUUGCAAAAGUUAAGCAUCAAAUUUAAUGUUAACUUAUCAAAGGAACACACUGCUUCAUGUUUGUCAAACGCAACGUCGUCACAAGAUGAUCUAAUAUCAAUGAAGGAUGUUUUAUCCGAUGUUGACAGCUAUGUUGAAAGUUUUGAUGAGAAAUUUAACAGUGUUGUUAUUUUAAAUGAGAAAGUAAAUCAAGUUGAUCAUGUUUUAAAUGAUUACUUAAAUGAGAAAAUGGAUAAUGUUGUCUUAAAUUCAUAUUGCAAUCAAACUGUUACAGAUGAUUUAUUGAUCCAAACUGUUGAAGCAGAACCUGUUAGAGCAGAGAAACCUACAGAAGUCAGUAUUGAAAAUGUGAAUUUUGUUGGAUCUGCUGAGAUGACUCAAGAUGCGGCCAAUCAAAUCUAUGAAUUGUUGCAGAAUCAGCAAAAACUUAUUUCUUCUCAGCAACAGGAACUUCGUGAGAUGAAGGAUAUGUUGAAAAUUAUUGUUAACCAACAGCUAACACCAAAUAAUAAAGCAGAUGUAGAUUCUGACUACAGCAAUAGAGAUGAUUUAAAAGUAUUCAUGCAACUUUUACAAAAAAGUGCAACUUCUAAUUUUAAUAAAGCAUGUAAAGAUUUUAAUAAAUCUUGCUCUGAAAGGCUUGAGCAAGCAAUAAAAGAGUUGACAUCUGAAUUACAGUUAAAGCAAGAUCGGUCAUCCCAAGUUGUCAAUCAAACAGUAGCUAGCAAAAUAGAGAAAAGCAUGAAACAUGAUAUGAAGCAAAUGAUACAGCCAGCACUGGAGAGGUUGCAUACUAAAUACCUUGAGACAAUAAAUGCUCAAAUUUUACAGAAAUUAGCAAUAUGGGAACGUACAUUCUGUGAAAGUACACAAGAAUUCAUGAAAAGCAAGAAUUUCAUUGAUUCUAUUAGCUGUGCUGUUGCAGGAGUACUUGAAGGAUUGAUACCUUCAUCAUAUCGUGAAUCUUUUCAGAACAUAUUAAUUCCAGGUUUUGAGAAAGCUUCUUUAGCAAUGUAUAUGCAAAUCAACCAAGCAUUCCAGCAAGGAACAAAACAAUACUUGGAAAAACUGGAAGGACAUUUAGAAUCUAAGCGUCAAAAACAUGAAGAAAAAAUUGAACCAAUGGUAGCAACACUACAUGAAAUUGUCACAAAAUUUCAACAUCCUAUAGAACGACAAGGAAGUUUUGACGAUCAACAGAUGUCUCAGUGUGUGGAAAGAUUACAGCAAAAUGUUGUGAAGGCAAUAGAAGCUGUUAUUGUUCCUGCUGUUAUAAACAGAAUUUCACAAUUUGUCGAAAAAUUAUCUGCUAAACCUAAUGAAGACGCAUCUAAUGUUGAAGAUCUUGAAGCCAAAAAGAAGCGCAUUGACAAGUUUAUUGAAACAAGAAAUUUUACUGAUGCCUUCAAUGUUGCUCUUCAUGCUGAUAACUUAUCUGUGGUUGUUUAUGUGUGUUCGAAGGUUGAUCCAAAUGAUUUAUUUUCAUUAGAAGAUCCAUUUCCUCAAAAUUAUAUACUAUCUUUAAUUCAACAGCUUUCUGUUGAUUUGAACCAAGACACGGAGAUCAAAACAAAGUAUUUAGAAGAAUCUAUAAUGGCACUAAAUCCUUCUGAUGAUGUUACUAAAGAUCACAUGCCAGGUGUACUUCUUGGAUUAAACGGAAUGCUCAAUGAAACUAUUGAUUUUCUUCUUUCUAAUGAUCCUGCUAAUAGGCAAAUAAAACCUCUCAAGAUGUUGCUAAUGGCAUCUAAAUCUUUACUUGUGGGUGAAUAGAAUUUAGGAAGUAUGGAUUUUAGCCUUUUUAACACAUAGGCUAAAUGUGGAGGUACCAGCUAUAAAGUUAGAUGUGAUAUGUCUACUUGAGGCGUUUGUAAAAGCUAAGUAAUGAGCACUAAGUGAUCUGUUAUGUCAUCGUAUUCAUAAUAAAGUGUUUUACAUUGUUUUGUGAAAUGCUGAGACGAUACAUUUUGUUAAUCAGUGUGAUAGUCAAGUAGGGAAAGUAAGUAGUAGGGAAAAAGAUGAGAAGAGGAGAAUGAUGAGAAGACCUUGACAAGAAGAAAAUCAUGACGAGAAGAAAUUAAAAUAAAAAUGUUAUCUUUUA